AUGGCGAUCCUGACCACUCUGCAAGACCUCAUUCCAGGAAACUUAUUAUCAAAAAUUACAAUACUGCUCUCCAUUCCCAUCUUCCUCAUCUUGACGAUAUACUUCAUCAUUGUCCCCAACAGUCUCAAGGACUCACGUCGCCGCAAACUCCCACCCGGACCAAAAGGCCUCCCCUUCGUCGGCAAUCUCCUCGAAUUUGCAAACACGGAAACCCAGCGUGACAAGGUCAUCGCCUGGCACAAGCAAUUCGGUGACAUCUUCUACACCAAACUAGGCGGCACAGACUACAUAUGGCUUUCUUCGCCCACGGCCGUAAAAGACCUCAUGGACAAGCGAUCCUCUAUAUAUUCGUCCCGUGCGCCUUCCCCGCUCGCCCAGGACGUUGCCAGCGCGGGUCGACGACAGUUAUUCAUGCCGUAUGGACCACGUUGGCGCAGUAUUCGCAAGCACAGCCACGCGCUGUUGAAUCUCACGGCAAGUGUCAAGUAUCAGCCUGUUCAGGAUUUCGAGAGCAAAGUCUUGCUGAAGGAGUUGUUGGAGAGCCCGGAAGAGUUUCUGUCGAUUAAUCGGAGGUAUUCGGCCAGUGUCAUCAUGUUGGUUACGUAUGGCUAUCGGAUUCCAAGUUGGGAUGAUCCCCUCAUCCAGCGAAUCUACAGUGUACUGGCCAGAUUCACAGAGAUGACAGCACCCGGCGCCUUCGCCAUAGAAUCCUUUCCCUCACUGACAUGGCUCCCUCAACGCCUCCUCGGCAACUGGCGCCGCUACGGCGAAGAAAUCUUCACCAAAGACAGCGCCGUCUACCUCGACCUAUGGAACAAGCUGAAGCGUGAAACCGACGCCGGCACAGCACGCGACUGCUUCACAAAAACCUUCUACCUCAACGACCCUGCCAAGUCAGGCAUCGACGACCUAGCAGCCGCCUACACCUGCGGCGGCCUCAUCGAAGCCGGGUCUGAAACUACGGGCACCACGCUGAACAACUUCAUGCUGUGCAUGGUGUUGUUCCCCGAGGCGCAGCGGCAAGCGCAGGAGGAGCUGGAUAGAGUGGUGGGCAGCGAGCGGCUGCCACGCUGGGAAGACGAGGAGAACCUACCCUAUGUCCGCGGCCUGAUCAAGGAAGUCCUACGGUGGCGACCGGUGAAUAAAAUGGGCAUGCAGCACGCGACUAGCGACGAUGACUGGUACGAAGGGUACUUCAUCCCCAAGGGUGCAGUCGUCGUGUUGAAUUGGUGGGCAAUUCACUACGAUGAGAAGAAUUGGGAGGAUCCGAAGGCGUUUAAGCCGGAGCGGUAUAUGGGGCAUUCGGCGUCGGCGGCACAUUAUAUGAAUACUGCGGAUGCCCGGGAGCGGGAUCACUUCUCGUAUGGAGCGGGGAGGCGAGCGUGUCCUGGUGUUCAUGUGGCGGAGCGCUCAUUGUUUAUUAAUGUGUCGAGGGUGCUGUGGGGGUUCAAUAUCAGGAAGAAGGUGGGCAAGGAUGGGAAGGAGGUCGAGGUUACGGAUAAGAUGAUGCCGGGGUUCUUCAGUGUGCCGGAGCCGUUUGAGUGCGACGUUAGGCCGCGGUCGGCGAAGCACAAAGAGAUUAUGAUGAAGGAGGGCAAGGAGGCGGAAAACAAUUGGGAGGACAUGCUGUAA
Molecule: messenger RNA, 1632 nt
Organism: Plenodomus lingam JN3
Lineage: Eukaryota; Fungi; Ascomycota; Dothideomycetes; Pleosporales; Leptosphaeriaceae
Source: RefSeq, a predicted model, not a curated record